AUGUCAGCAACAAACAGGACGCUACCAAUCUGCUCUCUGGCCAGCCUGCCGAAUGGUUUCUUCAGGUUUCCUCCUCAGGAAACAUCACCACCUAGACCACCAAUUUUCCGCAUGCUGGUCACCAAACCUUCCACCCGAGCUCCUUUUGACCCGUUGAGCUCUUUCCUCUCCUCCGACACCACGGACACAACCGUACACCUUCGGAAAUUCUCCGCCACUUCCACUCACCCGCACCGGCAUGACCUUCCCGCCAGACGUCAUGCACUCCCUAUUUCUCAAACGGCUGCCCGCAGAAUAUCCAGCAAAAUCCUGCUGGUAUCAGACGCCCUAUUAGAGCAGUUUGCUCUGAAGGCCGACGCGGUCAUCGCAGCGAAAACACGCGCACCUACAGUAGCAACUGUUCCGCACCCCUUCGCCGCCGCGCAGAGAACAGAACUUCAGGCGCCCUUCACCAUCAAGACACCAGUCCCGUUUCCGCACCCCGACGCCAAGGAUAAACGCCUUCCCUUCUCGUGCGCAUUGGAAGCUGGCCAACGCGACGCCAUCAAAGUCCACGGCAAGCGUUCGGAGACCUUCUCUCUGACAGGCGCCCCCAGCCAACGGUUCCAAUGGAUCUUCCUCAUUGCAGACGUCCCUCAAACCUAUCAUCGGCGCGAUUUCCUAGAGCACUACGGUUUGUCAGUCGACCUCCAGGAUAAGGCUCUCAUCCACCAAUUCAGAUUCCGCACACUCGCCGCCCCGACUCUGGUAAGUGUUCCUUCAAUAUACACAAUGUUUCCCAGAUCCUCCACUUACAAGGACAUCCUGCAGGAAUUCCCGGCUUUAUCCAAGCCGAUCAACUGGGCUACCAAACCACGGCAUGAGGUCCGUCACCACAUCGUGACUCACGGUCCCCCUGCCCACUCUAAGCCGUCCGCUCGCGCCCGCGACAGAUGUUGCAGCGCCAAGUGGAGUUUGACCCAUGAUGCAGUUAGGAUCAUACGCCUUCCAGCAGCAAAUGGGCAUUUGGUGAAGAAGAAGGAUGAUACCCGCUGCCCGCACCUGCACUCCUCCCACAAGCUGUCCGGCUGUACAGUCUUCUCGAGGAUCGACCUCGUGAAGGCGUACCACCAGGUUCGAUCGCUGAGGAGGACAUCCCCAGACGGCCGUCAUUACACCGUUUGUUUGGCCUGUUCGAGUUUCUCAGGAUGCCCUUCGGUCUCCACAACGCCGCUCAGACCUUCCAAGCGGUUUAUCAACGACGUGACUCCGCGGCUUGAGGGGUCUCUUCACCUACAUCGACGACAUCCUCGUCAGCACCUCAGACGACCUUCAUCUCCGCGCCUUCUUUUCGGCAGACUGCAAGAAGCCGGGGUCGUGAUCAACCCAGGGAAAUGUCUCUCGGGCAUCACCCCAACACAGGAGAAGGUUACCGCCAUAAGGAAGUUCCCCAAGACUGCACGGAGAAGCAACUUCGAAAAUUUCCUGGGGAUGUUCAACUUUCUUCCAGGAGAUUCGUUCCCAAGUGUACCAGCUCUUCAACCCCUUCGCGCCCUUAUACACCUAACAGGGCUAGCAGAAACUGUGGACGCCCCCUACAAACGAAGCCUUCGAAGCCUGCAAGGAAGCCUGGCCUCCGCCACCCUGCUGAACCACCCGCUGCCCGAGGCUCCUCUCAAGCAUAGCCGUCGACGCUCCCGACACUGCAUCGGCGCUGUCCUCCAGCAACGACAGGGUAAGCAUGGGGAACCUCUUGCCUUCUUUUCACAGACCCUGUUGCCACGCAGGUCACGAUACAUUGCCUUCAGAAAGGAACUCCUGGCAGUGUACUCCGUGGUGAGGCACUUCCAGCCGUACAUGGAAUCUCAGGAAUUCCACAUCCUGACAGACCAUAAACCCCUCACCUUCGCUCUACACUCGAGGACCCGUCGCCAAUCCCUUCGAGAGGAGCGCCACCUGGACUACAUCUCACAGUUCACGACGGACAUCCGUCACAUUCGGGCGCGGACAACGAGGCCGAAGAUGUCCUCUUGA
Molecule: messenger RNA, 2013 nt
Organism: Penaeus vannamei (Pacific white shrimp)
Lineage: Eukaryota; Metazoa; Arthropoda; Malacostraca; Decapoda; Penaeidae
Source: RefSeq, a predicted model, not a curated record